AUGAACUCGAAACACAGUUCGCUGGAGGAGAAAGUGAAACUGCCGCCCACGGAGACAAUAAGCCGCUGCUACCAGCCGCAGCAGAGCAACCGCAAGGUCAUCCGCAUCCUGACCGUCGCCGUCUAUGUCCUUUGCGUUUCGCUGGCGGCCAUCAUGCUCUCCCUGUACUACAUCUUCAUCUGGGACCCCACCAUCCGCCCCUUCGUCACCAAGGCCACGCACUGCGAUAAAAUUGUGAUACCCGAAAAAAUAGCCAUUCGCCUCCUAAACUCAUCGGAAGUGACCGCGGAGCAGUUCUACAAGCACAUCCUCGAGCAGUACCGCAUCCUCAGCCACAUGCAGCAGCAGCGCCAGCAGAUCCUGCAGCGCCAACAUCUGCAGCUGCAGCAGCUGGAGGCGAACAAUCGCUUCCAGGAGGUCUUCGCCACGGCCACCAUAAUCCAGGCGCAUCCGCAUCCCCAUCCGCAUCCCCGCGAGCCGCCGAAGAAGCCGCUCCUGGGUCCGUACACCCCGGGCAUCCCGAACACCCCGGGCAAUGUGAGCCAUCAUCACGAUCAGCCGGGAGGUGACACGGAUCCGGAGCCGGCUCACUUGCCCCUCCUGCUGGACACCUCACCGCCGGCCGAGGUCAACGGAAUGGGUCACCUGAAACGAAAGACGCAUCGGGGUCACUACAAGCACCACAGGGCUCGGACUGGCAGCCAAAAGAAGCUGUCCAUUGCCAACUCGAUGGCCAGUUCCACGCCGAGCACCACCAGCGGAGGAGGAGGAGCUGGAGGAGAUGCCCUGGCCACGGCGCCCACUUUGCCGCACGGCUACAUGGACACCCCACUGAACCCGGCGGCCGGAACGAUUGUGCAGCCACCGCAGCUGCAGCUCUACACCUCGAUGCCCAUUCCGCUGAUCCUGAGUCCCAGCGAGGAGAAGCGUCCCUCGCACCACGCCCACGGCCAUGCGCACGGCGAGCGGCGGGGCGGAACGCAGGCGGGCGGACGACGAAGGACCACGACGGCCUCGGUGUCCGGCUACGAGGCCCAGACCUACCUCAAUCCGUUCCUCACCGGCGAGCUGAUCUUCGAGAAGUAAGGGAUCGCAGCCCGCGGUUAAUGUACUCUUUUUUUUUUCUCUUUUGUAAGCCACUUAGAGGGAUUUACAACACAACAGCCAAGAUCGGAGUGUGGAGAUUAGCUCACUGAACAAAAUGGUAUAGCGAUUCGGCCAUACCUUCCAUACCUGAUCAUACCUAUAUCAGUGGAGAACUCCUUAGAAGGGCAGCACUACUCGCAAUAAUUCGGAUGGGCUCAGUACUGGCAUGGGCGAAAAAGGCGAUAUAUUUCAAGGAACUUGGUUAUACGGAUAUAGUUUCCAAAUCAAAAGCGGUACUAAGCAUUUCAUAUUGAAAUUUACAGUUAUAUAUAUACACACAUCUCAUUUUAUACGUAGAAUAUGUUUGAAAUUAAACAGAUCUUAAGAUUUAUAGAGAGAACUUUAGAAAAAUGAGAGUUAUCGGUUAUGAUGUUAACAUAGAAUCAACUUGUGCCAGUGCUGAGCCGCAAUUUGGUCUAUAUAAACAGAGCCAGGCCCGGCCACAUAUAGAGGUUAAUAAAUGUUACGUACUUGAAAAGGAUAGUUGAAACCAUAGCUAAACUAUAGUCGAUGUACCAACCACCACACAACCACAACCACUCCACCACACACACUCGAAAGGGACACACACGCAUAAUACGGGACCCACUUCAGUAGAAAGUCACUCGAUAUCAGCGAUCACGGAUCACGGAUCACGAAUCACGGAUUACGGAUCACACAGGCGGCUCACCUCACCAAGCUCAGCAGCAAACUCACCCCACCUAGGACACUGCUUCCAGGCAGCUAGCGAACGCUACACCAACUACAAUAAUUAGCCAACCCUAAACCUAGAGUAACCAGUUUACCAGUUUACCAG
Drosophila takahashii is the source of this 1942-nucleotide messenger RNA. RefSeq names its product inaF-D (gene inaF-D). Lineage: Eukaryota; Metazoa; Arthropoda; Insecta; Diptera; Drosophilidae. The record is from RefSeq and is a predicted model, not a curated record.